UUCGAACGAGCUGUAUUCGCGAUCGGACGACCGAGCCGACAGGCAGCGCGAGGCAGCGAACGGUCGUUCCACUUGAGUAAACGCGUUCAAGUUUUUCCUACUCGGGCCGGCAGACACUCACCACCAUUCCGUUCAUCGUGUGAGUCGCGCGCGAUUGGUCAAUUUCGUUGCUGUGGUGGCUGGCUAGGAUAACGAAGCUGCAAGCACCGUUUCACGUUUCAGUCCGCUCCGUUUCGCCGCUGCUCGAAGGAUAACGCGAAGUCGUCGAGUCGCCGAGCGAAGAUCGAGGCACCAGCUUGCGCAAGAGUUACCUCGCUCUCUUUCUCUCUCUCUCUCUCUCUCUCUCUCUCUCUCUCUCUCUCUCUCUCUCUCUCUCUCUCUCUCUGUCUGUCUGUCUGUCUAUCUAUCUCGCGGACGCGACCUGCGCUAGUUACACCCUCAUCGGCUACACCGACGUCUUCCUCGGGAAGACGCGCGGCGACGAGCGCGCGCGCGCGCACAAACUGUGCAUUCCUGUAUAAUGAGCUGCGGUGGAUACGCAGGACAACGCAACCGAGUAGCUACGACCAACGUGCCUGAUCAGUCGAGCCAGUCUCUACGUUGAACCUUCGCUCGUCCAGCCGACUACCCACUAUGGUUCACCCACGACGCAAGAUCUUAUCCUUGGCGAGUCUGAUCCGCGAUCAGCUGCAGCAGAGUGUGAGGUGGAGUUCGUCCUUAAAAGUCAAAGAUGAGAACUCCGUGCCACACGUCUCGCCUAAGAGGGACUCCUUUAAGUAUGCGGACCUGUCUGUGCGCCUCGCGAACCCGCACGAAUUGCGCCCCAAGCCUGCGACUAGCCAGUUAACAUUCGGCAAAUACUUCACCGAUCACAUGCUCAAAAUACAUUAUUAUGAAGCCUUGGGUGGCUGGCAGGCGCCGGAAAUUAUGCCUUUCGAAAACUUAGUUCUCCAUCCAGCGGCAAAAGUGCUCCACUACGCAGUAGAGUUGUUUGAAGGUAUGAAAGCUUAUAGAGGUGUUGAUGGCAAAAUAAGAUUGUUUAGGCCAGAGCUAAAUAUGGAACGAAUGAAUAAUUCAGCAGUAAGGUCUGGUCUGCCUGCUUUCAGAGGAGAUGAAUUAAUUAAGUGUCUUAGCAGAUUAAUUAGUAUAGAUCAAGAAUGGGUACCGCAUUCUACCGCCUCUAGUCUUUACAUUCGCCCGACAUAUAUAGGCAUCGAGCCUACACUCGGAGUUGGUGUAACCGAUUCGGCUUUGUUGUAUGUAAUUCUAUCUCCUGUCGGGACUUACUUUAAAACGACAGGACAGCAAGCCGGGGUCUCGUUACUUGCGGAUCCCAAGUACAUCAGGGCAUGGCCCGGUGGUUGCGGUAGCUCCAAGCUGGGCAGCAAUUACGGGCCUACGAUUCAGGUGCAACAGGAGGCCAUGGAUAAAGGUUUGCAGCAAGUGCUGUGGUUGUACGGAGAAGAUCACCAGCUCACCGAAGUCGGCACCAUGAAUAUCUUCAUGGUUUACAUAAACGAUGAUGGAAGAAAGGAGAUGGUGACGCCACCUUUGAGUGGCUUAAUUUUACCCGGCGUCGUGAGAAACUCACUUUUGAGUAUAGCGAAGGAAUGGAAUCAAUUUGACGUUUCAGAAAGAAACAUCACCAUGAAGGAAGUGAUACAAUUGCUUUCAGAGAACAGGCUACUGGAAAUGUUCGGGGCAGGUACUGCGUGUGUAGUUAGCCCUAUAUCAUACAUUCAAUUCCUGGACCAAGGUUUACACAUACCGACACUUGAGCAUUCCGAGCCGAUUUACGAGAUGCUCCAAAAGCAUUUGUUGGACAUACAAUACGGCGUUAUACCGGAACACCCGUGGAGUUUGACAAUUCAGUAAUAUGUGAAUAAUAAACUGGAUUUGUCCAGUUUUGAUUCUCAUCACAUCAAACUCGUUAUAUUUAUAUACGUUACAGGAUCUCAACAAAUUCAAGUCGCAAGUAAUAUAUCCUGAUUAAUCAUCUUCGAAAUUCUUAACUUCUUAACUUCACCUUAUUUACAAGAUCUUUUCAUAUCAUUUUCUGUCAUAAUGAUACACAUAUUUUCCUACUUUUAUGGUGAAUCUAAUGGUUUGGCCAGAUUUUUAACAUGACAUCAACAAUAAUUUUAACGAUGAUAUUCUAUAAAUAUUUGAUUUAAUUUCCGCGUCCAUCUUAAAUUUGUUGUUUCUCAGGUUUCGUGAACAUUUCAGUUCACUUCUUCAGAAACCCAAUUUCUGGUUUUUCCCUAAAAUUUUUCCCUGAUAAAAUGAACUGAAAUGUUCACGAAAUAUCAGAAAUCCAAAAUCCGAGAAGGAUGCAGCACAAAACUGGAGAUCAAAUCAAACAUUUCUCUAUACCGCGAAAGUUUAAAAAUAUCAGAAGAAUAUCCUAUAAAAUUGUCACUUUCGACUCUGCUAGAAAGAAAACAACUUAAAUCCGUAAAUAUUCAGCGACAUAUAUAUCUGUGUAAAAUCUUCUUAAGAAACAAUUUAAAUUAAUAUUUAUUUAUAUGACCCCUUCUAAUGAAGAAGCACGUGAAAGAAAACCUACUUCUAGCGUACACAGGAAGAACAAUUCUUUAGAAUUAAUGUUGCCGAUGAUUGGUCUCUUCUAAUUAAAUGUUAUAUUGGUCAGACCAAGUGAUAGAUUGGAUUAAAACACGAAGUGUUAAAAAGCAUGAUAUUUUUUAAUCACAUAACAUGGCCGAAUUCAACGGGACAAAAUUUAAGAUUGACCAAUCAUAUCAACCAACUGAUGUAGUAAGUGAUAGCAAAUCAAAUUCUUUUUCUUUAAAUAUUAGUAUUUUUUCCAUUAAAUAGCGUAGUUUAUUAUGUGAUAAAACAACGGUAUUCAUAGUAAAAUUGUACUCUUUGAAUCACAAAUGCGUCCGAGUGUCAAACGAAUAAAAAUAUCUAGAAAAAUCAUUCAUCUUCCUGCGUAGGUGAAAAUAAUUCCUGUUUAAGAUACUCUCUUGUAGAAAAAUGCAUCACGAUUUUUCUUACAAGAUGGUCUCACAUUUUAUACGUAAAGCUUGUGAUUAAUACACAAUUAGUGAUAAUUGUACACAAACAUUAUGUACAGAAUUAUGCGUUUACGAUUGUACAUAUAUAUAUUUUUAGUUUAAAUUUUACUACUAUGCGAUAUGUUAAUUGAUAGAAUCGACACUAUGAUGUGUAAUUGUAGAUUUUUUAAAGAUGCGUCUUCUUUUUUUAUAAUAAAUAAUGACGUAGAAAUUUUAAGAGCUACUCGAUCGCUUACUUCGCUAAAGCUGCUAGCGUUCAUGUGUGGUUUAACCGCGGUAACGUUCCGCGAGAAAUUACGCGGUGUUACAUACACACACACACACACGAUGCCAUAUGUUAAUCCCAAUCAAGCGAUACGACAAUGUCAUAAACAAACGAUAAGAUGUUCGGCGAUUCAAUAAACACGAUACAUUCUCGAUCGA
Molecule: messenger RNA, 3461 nt
Organism: Harpegnathos saltator (Jerdon's jumping ant)
Lineage: Eukaryota; Metazoa; Arthropoda; Insecta; Hymenoptera; Formicidae
Gene: Bcat
Product: Branched chain amino acid transaminase
Exons: 7
Coding region: 634-1875 (413 amino acids)
Biological process (GO): L-valine biosynthetic process; L-leucine biosynthetic process
Cellular component (GO): mitochondrion
Molecular function (GO): branched-chain-amino-acid:2-oxoglutarate transaminase activity
Source: RefSeq, a predicted model, not a curated record